Messenger RNA from Plectropomus leopardus (leopard coralgrouper), 651 nucleotides. RefSeq names its product inter-alpha-trypsin inhibitor. Lineage: Eukaryota; Metazoa; Chordata; Actinopteri; Perciformes; Serranidae. The record is from RefSeq and is a predicted model, not a curated record. Gene Ontology annotation, molecular function: serine-type endopeptidase inhibitor activity.
AUGAAGCACCUGUUGUUUGUGGGGUUUGCUUUUGCUGCGUUCCACAUCAGCCAUUCGAAUCCUCCAGAUUUCUGCCGGUUGCCGCAUGAUGAAGGCGAAGGCUCAAGCUUCACCUUUGCAUUGUAUUAUGAUCCCAUCAAAGAUCAGUGCAAUCCUUUCCUGUACAAAGGCCAAGGAGGGAACGCCAACCGCUUUGAAAAUGAGAGAGAGUGCAUAAGAAACUGUUCCAUCAAUGCAGAGGAUAUCUACCCCAUGGAUGUGUCCAAAGCUUGCCACUUUAAAAAGGCCAUAGGUGAUUGCAGUGGUCAGUUUUUGAGAUACUACUACGACUCUGUUCAUGACAAAUGCAAAAAGUUCCUCUGGUCUGGAUGCAUCGGAAACGGAAACAGAUUUUUUGACCAGGCCAGCUGCAACGUCACCUGUGAUGGCAUCCAUGAUGAUGGUGAGGAAGAUGAAGAGGAUGAACCAGACACUCCUAUUGCAAUCAUCUGUGGAGUUCUGCUUGGUGUCAUUAUUUUCGCUGUCAUAAUAACUGUGAUUGUCCUGACCGUUCAGUCAAAGAAGAAGAACCCCAAGAAGAAAGGAGCAGGAAAAAGUGAAGUCCCCCAGUCCAGCUCACCUCUUCAGGAGAGGGGGAUUGAAAUGGCGUAG